Salvelinus fontinalis (brook trout) is the source of this 2364-nucleotide messenger RNA. RefSeq names its product negative elongation factor D-like. Gene Ontology annotation, molecular function: RNA binding. Lineage: Eukaryota; Metazoa; Chordata; Actinopteri; Salmoniformes; Salmonidae. The transcript is spliced from 15 exons. Gene Ontology annotation, cellular component: NELF complex; nucleus. Bases 342 to 1943 code for a protein of 533 amino acids. The record is from RefSeq and is a predicted model, not a curated record. Gene Ontology annotation, biological process: negative regulation of transcription elongation by RNA polymerase II.
AGACCUUUAGUUAUACGACGGAUUUAUAUAUUUUUAACUACCCCUUUAGCUAGCUAGCUUAACCGAAGGCAAUUGUUUUGUAUUCAAAAUUAUUAGCGAUACUUGCUUUAUUAUAGCUUGCUGGGUGCUUCAUAUUGUAAAGCUACUUACUCUCUCGUCAUUAUGGACGAGGAAUAUUACGAAAGGAAUAUUGGAGACUGGGAUGGUCCGGAUGGCAAUGAUGUUCCUUCCUUGGCUGAAGUGAUGUGACUUCCAUCUAGCAGGACGACUAUGUUGAGGGGGAGAACGAUGGGAAAGUUCAGGAGGACUGCCUACAGAAGUUCUCCAGCAGAGAUUACAUCAUGGAGCCUGCUGUCUUCAACACCCUCAAAACAUAUUUCCAAGCUGGUGGCUCCCCUGAACAUGUCAUCCAGCUCCUGUCAGAGAACUACUCUGCCGUGGCACAGACUGUCAACCUGCUGGCAGAGUGGCUCAUCCAGAUGGGUGUAGAGCCUGCUCAGGUGCAAGAGCGGGUAGAGAAUCACUUGAAAAGUCUCCUGAUCAAGCACUUUGACCCCCAGAAGGCAGACUCCAUUUUUACUGUAGAGGGAGAGACUCCUGCCUGGCUGGAACAAAUGAUCGCCCACACCACCUGGAGAGACCUUUUCUACAAGCUGGCCGAGGCCCACCCUGACUGUCUGAUGCUCAACUUCACUGUCAAACUCAUAUCAGAUGCAGGCUACCAGGGGGAGAUCACCAGUGUGUCGACGGCGUGCCAGCAGCUAGAGGUGUUCUCCAGGGUCCUAAGGACCUCUCUGGCCACGCUGCUGGAUGGAGGAGAGGACAACCUAGAGAAGAACCUGCCAGAAUUCGCUAAGAUGGUGUGUCACGGGGAGCACACAUACCUGUUUGCCCAGGCCAUGAUGUCCAUCAUGUCUCAGGAGGAGCAGGGGGGGUCGGCAAUGCGCAGGAUCGGCCAGGAAGUACAGAAGUCUGCACAUCAGAGGGGCCAUGAUGCCAGUCAGAUCACUCUGGCAUUGGGCACAGCAGCAGCCUACCCUCGAGCCUGCCAGGCCCUGGGUGCAAUGCUGUCCAAAGGAGCACUCAACCCUGCCGACAUCACUGUGCUCUUCAAGAUGUUCAGCAGCAUGGACCCACCUCCCGUAGAGCUGAUCCGAGUGCCUGCGUUCCUCGACCUGUUCAUGCAGUCGCUGUUCAAGCCGGGCUCAAAGAUCAACCAGGACCAUAAACACAAAUACAUUCACAUCCUGGCCUAUGCUGCUAGUGUGGUUGAAACAUGGAAAAAGAACAAGCGAGUGAACAUCAACAAGGACGAGCUCAAAUCCACCUCCAAGGCCAUUGAGACAGUCCAUAACCUGUGUUGCAAUGAGAAUAAAGGAGCCACAGAACUGGUGGCUGAGCUCAGCACCCUGUACCAGUGCAUCCGGUUCCCAGUUGUUGCCAUGGGGGUACUGAAGUGGGUUGAUUGGACUGUCUCUGAGCCCCGCUACUUCCAGCUCCAGACAGACCACACCCCUGUCCACCUGGCACUUCUGGAUGAGAUCAGCACCUGUCACCAGCUUCUGCACCCACAGGUCCUCCAUUUACUGAUCAAGCUCUUUGAGACCGAACACUCCCAGCUCGACGUCAUGGAGCAGAUGGAGCUGAAGAAGACCCUGUUGGACCGUAUGGUCCAUCUGCUGAGUCGAGGCUACGUGCUGCCUGUGGUCGGAUACAUCCGCAAGUGCCUGGAGAAGCUCAACACAGACAUCUCUCUCAUCCGCUACUUUGUAACGGAGGUGUUGGAUGUGAUUGCCCCUCCGUACACUUCAGACUUUGUCCAGCUGUUCCUGCCCAUCCUGGAGAACGACAGCAUCGCUGGCACAAUACGCACAGAGGGAGAACACGAUCCUGUUGCUGAGUUUAUAGCUCACUGCAAAUCCAACUUCAUCAUGAUGAACUGAGAAUGAUGCUGGUGGGUCCACCUUGGAUGAGGAUGUAGUGGGAAUACCAGGGAGGGGCAGAAGGCGUGACCUCGGUUAUGAGCCAAUCAUACCUUGACGUGUUCUGCUGUGGACUGGUGGACGAGGAAUAGAAAAAUUGAGGCAGACCAUUUGCAUAUAGACUGACCUGCGAUUUUGCGUUCUUUUCAAAUGUGGCGUAAACACGAGAAUUAAAAGGAUGUAGUAGUGUAUCAUUGCUUAUCACAGUUAAUAAGGGUCUGGAGGUUUGAGGAUAACUUGUUUUACAGUGCAGCUCCAUCAUUGGUUUCACUGUAGUUUCCAUUGGUAUGUGCCAAGUUCCAUUUUCUGUUGCAUUGUCUUUUGAUUUUUAUAAAUGUUAAAAUAUGACUGCUCAAAAGAUUAAAAAAAUGUUAAUUGAAAA